AAGCAGGUAAGAUUCAAUAUGAAGUGCAUUCCAAGGAUGAACUCGAUCAUCCGUUUAGAUUCCAUGCAUAGUAAAUUUAAGAAUGGCUAACUACAUGCUAGUGUCUAGCUUCCUAUUAUGCUGCCUAUGCCUGAGUGGAGCGGUUGAGUUCAGGAGGCCCGAAAGUACUGAUGACGUCGUAAUAUUUGGCGAUGAAACCGAUUGUAACAAACCUUUGCGUUGUCCCAGAGAUCUUGUAUUUGCCAUAGAUAUAUCAUGUUUUGUAUCUAAUCGAUCGAAAACUUUGAUGAGGAAUUUUAUUCGUGAAUUAACAGCCAGACUGUACAUAAGUCCUGGCGCAUAUGGUACAAGGGUCGGACUCGUCACGUAUAGCAAUAGUUAUUAUCAUAAGAUGUAUUUUGAAGAGGCAGCUGACAACUUCGAAUUGCGGAAUAUUAUACGCUACAUGGAUCUCAAUCAGCCAAAUAUGUGCUUCAGAAGGACAGAUCUGCUCUUGAACUCCAUACGCCUUCGUUAUUUUAACCCUCAUAUUGGUGACAGGGUGGUGAAUAAGUAUGCGAAUACAAUCGUUCUGAUAACUAGUGGAGCCACGUGGCCUUCGUCUUAUUCACAACAGGCGAUUAUCGAGGCACAGGAAUUGACAAAGAUGGGAGCAAAAAUUUUAGUUGUUGGAUUCUUUGAACCUGAGAUUCCGAAGUCUAAUGUUACUACAUCACCUACAACAGCAGCGCCUAUUAACAAUACUACACAGAAUGAUACCAAUACAACCCCGCCUACUUCCCCAAGCCGCAGCUCAGAUACUACCCCAGCCUAUCCUACGACAACGGGGGAAGUUUUCCGGACAGGGGAGCAGAUCAGAGCUAUGGAUGAAUGGGAACAACUAGCAAGCAAUCCCUUUAGUAAAUAUAGAUUCUUUGUAGAGGACUUGGAGAAAUAUGUUACAUUUGUUAAUCCAGUCAUGAAAGUUAUGUGUGACACUUACAAGUCGUGUACCUCAGAUAAGAUUGCAUGUGCUCCGAAACGGCUUUGCUGCGGAUGUGACUAUAUGUUUGUAGAACCAGGGCUAGAUCAGACAAUGAUGUGGCCAUUCCUUGCUGUAAUGUUGGGUAAAUGUUUAGAAGAGGGUUGUAUCAGAAACCCAGAAGGGUACUGCAAAGUGACUCGGUUGCCCCCCGUUCCGCCAUGUUUGUCCGCUGCGCUGUUGAAACAUGCUCUGGUUGAACUCACCAAUUUGCAGCUACUGCAAGGCUACAGCUAUGUAGGAAUAGCUUACAGGUUCUUUGAGACAGAUCUGGACUUAGAUGGAUUCUUUGGGAUGUUCCAAGCUGCGUCUAAUUACAAGGGAGCCAAUUUUGCAAAAAUGACUGAGUUUCAGAUAAAGAGGGGAGUCUCGGCAACUUUCUUCAAUCUGAAGCUACCUAAUAACUUACGUAUCAACAAUGGCGUUGAGGCCUUGUAUAUAGCCAUGGAUAUUGAGAAACUGUUAUUUGAAGGUAUGGAAGAAGUAAUUGCAUUAUCCGAGAGACAUAACGAUGCGGAGUUAGCAGGAUUUAUGAAAAAGACCAUACUACCAGGGUCGAUUAAAGCCAGGAAAGAAGUAGCACAAUAUAUUGCACAAUAUCAUUUACUAGGACCUGAUAUUGGAGAAUACAUCCUCAACAAGAUUCUUAGGGAAAAAUAUCCCAUCGGAAAUGUCAAUUUAUUUGGAAUACCUAGAAAAAUGAAAUCCUCUGCGAAAACAAACGACGUUGAUAAUAAAACCGAAUUGUGAUCGAACAUUGUGUCAUUGAUAUUUGAUAACCUUUUUAUUUUGGAGAUAUCCAAUGGUCUCCUAGGCCUACUCCUACACCAGUGUAAAAUUGCCAAUAGUUUUAAUUUCUAAAAGCAGACAGCAUGUUGAUGGAAUAAAUAAGUUGUACACCCUUUGUUGCAACGUACCUAAAAAGAGCGGAUCGUGACUAUGAUGGAUUCAUCUGUAUGUACAAAUUACAGGGUGUCCAAAAGGUAGAAUUACCCGGUGACACUUUCAUAUAUUUAUGAUAAUUAAAUUGUCUUUCAGAUGACUAUAUUCUGGGAAUAUUGCUUCAUCACUCACAAAGUUAGUUCUCGUUUAUCUCGCUACUGUCAUGGGAAAUGGAUGAUUGUUCUUAAACGAGCUUUUCUCCAAAAUAAGCAAAGUUACUUUGUGGAAUUUUCAGAUCUUUAUGAUUAUCAACUCGCCUGUCAGAUGACUACGUUUAAACAAUAUUCCUUUCACACUCAGAUUUCCCAGGGGACACCCUGUACAUAAUGUUUCCAAAAUGACUUGUACAGUGCUGACCAAUGCAGCAUCGGAGCGAUGUCUAUUGCUGUUAGCAAGCUCCUAUGCCAGCUCAAUCACAAACUUGACAAUUUACUUUUAAUGUUUUUUCUGAUCUUUUUAUGCAGGGCUUAGUAGUAUAGCUUAAUGUAAUUGUUAACUGAGUACAUAGAUGUUCAACUUUGCUAUAUAUUAUCAAGUUGUGCAAUAAAAUACCCGUUAAACCUGGAUAAAAUAACAAAAGAGACAAGUAGAGUAGCAUGAUUUUAUCAGAAAACUAGAUUGCAUUAUAUUGAAUUGGAUCAUUAACCAUUUCCUUUAGUGUUCAGUUAUUACGAAUUCUCAAGGUAAUAUACAAUAUAAAUUAUAAUUACAAGUAUUUAUUGAACAGUAAC
Owenia fusiformis is the source of this 2694-nucleotide messenger RNA. NCBI's taxonomy places the organism in Eukaryota, Metazoa, Annelida, Polychaeta, Sabellida, Oweniidae. The record is from the annotation of a GenBank genome assembly.